AUGUCUUCAUCUGUUGGGGACCCUCCGCUCGUAGCAAAGAACGACGGUCCCACUAAGAUGGCGGAUAUGAGCGACGAUGAAGCUAGUCUACUGUCCUUGAGCAGCCUUUCCCUUGAUGAGACUUUUGAAAGCGAGCACUAUGGUCGGAUCACUAGCAUAACGUAUCAAUCUUUCAAUGCUAACUACUUGACAGUCGAACAUGAUCUUUCGAUACCCGUUGAUGAAGAGACGUCCACAGUUGCUCCUCCUUGCACCCCUAAGACUAGCCCUCCCCGCAAGGACGAUUACUCCCCGUACAAGGAUUCCAGCCAUCCGAGUAAACGCCGUAAGACCAACCUCUUUUGGGAGCUGCACCCUACAUCGAUACCGAUUCGGAAGCAGUCUUCCCUCAUUCCUACUAGUAUCCUCAAUUCUGGCUCCAAGCGCAAGGCCGAAGAUGAAUCCCCGUGCGAAGAGCUCAGCCGUCCCGCCAAACGCCGCAGGGUCAACGUCCCCUGCGAGCCGCACCCUAAAUCCACUCCCAUUCUAAAGCGGUCUGCGCCUAUUCCUACUAUUUCCGUCGCCGGUUUCAAGCGCAAGGCAGACGAUGACUUCUCCUGCGAUGAUUCCAGCCGUCACAUCAAACGCCAGAGGAUCAACUUCCUCUGGGAGCUCAGUGACAGAUCUACACCGAUUCGAAAGCAGUCUGCAGUUCUCCCUACUAUUCCCAUCGCCGGUGUUAAGCGCAAGGAUGGCUUCUCGUAUGAUGAUUCCAGUCGUCUUAUCAAACGCCAGAGGAUCAACUUCCUCUGGGGGCUCAGUGAAAGAUCUACACAGAUUCCGAGGCAGUCUGCAGUUUUCCCUACUCUUCCCAUCGCCGGUGUUAAGCGCAAAGAUGGCUUCUCGUGCGAUGAUUCCACCCGUCUCAUCAAACGCCAGAGAAUCAACUUCCUCUGGGAGCUCAGUGAAAGAUCUACACCGAUUCUGAACCAGUCUGCAGUUUUCCCUACUCUCCCCGUCGCCGGUAUUAAGCGCAAGGCCAAUGAUGACUUCCCAUGCGGUGAUUCCAGCCGUCUUAUCAAACGCCAGAAGAUCAAUUUCCUCUGGGCGCUCAGCAAUAGAUUGAUACCGAUUCGGAAGCAGUCUACGGCUUUCCCUACUAGUACCGUCGCUGGAGUUAAGCGCAAGGCCGAUGAUGACUUCCCGUUCGAUGAUUCCAGCCGUCUCAUCAAACGCCACAGGAUUAACUUUCUCUGGGAGCUCAGCGACAGAUCUAUACCAAUUUGGAGGCAGUCUACGGUUUUCCCUACUAGUAUCGUCACCGGUGUUAAGCGGAAGGCCAAAGAUGACUCCCCAUGUGACGGUGCCGGCCGUAUCCUGAAGCGCCGAAAGAUCAACUUUUUCUUCGAACUACGUGCUAGGACUCCCCCAAAGAAGAGGCGGGCUUUGGUCAUCAUCAAAAUUCCGAAAGCACUUGACUUUGGCUACUUCAAGUAG
Messenger RNA from Penicillium paradoxum, 1476 nucleotides. RefSeq lists its product as uncharacterized. The record is from RefSeq and is a predicted model, not a curated record. Lineage: Eukaryota; Fungi; Ascomycota; Eurotiomycetes; Eurotiales; Aspergillaceae. The transcript has 2 exons. The coding region runs from base 1 to 1476 and encodes 491 amino acids.